AUGUUUUGUGCAAAUGUGAGUAAUACAGUAAGCAAUCCAUGGAUGAAAAUAGAUGGUUACACUGGUUGCACAGAUGUGAGAGUCAUGAUGAAGAAUAAUAAAGAACUUACUAUGAAUCUUCAUGCUACAACUGUCGUUUUCACUACUUCUCUUUGGUUGGAUGUCUCUCCAAAUCAAUUGUUCGACUUCCUUCGUCACGAGGAUUCCAGAACCAAGUGGGAUGUGCUUUCACAUAGACUUACUAUUCGAGAAUUUGCGUCCAUGAUUAAAGGUGAAAAUCUAGGGAAUCGUGUUUCCCUGAUGCGAGCAACUACCUCACAGGGCAAGCUUGAGAUAUUUUAUCUGCAAGAGAGUUACACAGACUCAACAGGUUCCUACGUGAUAUAUGCUCCACUAGACGAAGGAACUCUCUCAUCUCUUUCAAAAGGAUCAGACCCUGACAAAGUUAUUAUCCUACCAUCAGGCUUUAGUAUACUUCCUGGGCCCUUGCCAGGAAAAGAAGAUGGAGCCACAGCAAGUUUUCUAACUGUUGCAUUCCACAUAGUUGACGGUGCCUCAACUAGGCCAUUUAUCUCUUCUCAAUCAAUUAAAGCCAUAUACAAAAUUAUCACCGAUGCUGUUGCCUCUAUAAAGAACACAGUGGUGUAUCAUUCAUCCCAAGGAUGA
Molecule: messenger RNA, 666 nt
Organism: Cajanus cajan (pigeon pea)
Lineage: Eukaryota; Viridiplantae; Streptophyta; Magnoliopsida; Fabales; Fabaceae
Product: homeobox-leucine zipper protein PROTODERMAL FACTOR 2
Molecular function (GO): lipid binding
Source: RefSeq, a predicted model, not a curated record